Molecule: messenger RNA, 1029 nt
Organism: Urocitellus parryii (Arctic ground squirrel)
Lineage: Eukaryota; Metazoa; Chordata; Mammalia; Rodentia; Sciuridae
Gene: Aqp10
Product: aquaporin 10
Biological process (GO): glycerol transmembrane transport; water transport
Cellular component (GO): plasma membrane; basolateral plasma membrane
Molecular function (GO): glycerol channel activity; urea transmembrane transporter activity; water channel activity
Source: RefSeq, a predicted model, not a curated record
AGCAGUGGACAGAGAUAGCAAGACACCACCAUGGCCCCGGAUCAGCUGCUGGCCAAAAUGAGGGGCUACUUUCGGAUCCACAGCCUCCUGGCCCGACAGUGCUUGGCAGAGUUUCUGGGUGUAUUUGUGCUCAUGCUCCUCACUCAGGGGGCUGUGGCCCAGGCUGUCACCAGUGGAGAAACCAAAGGGAACUUCUUCACCAUGUUUCUGGCUGGUUCUCUGGCAGUUACAAUAGCCAUCUACGUGGCAGGCAAUGUCUCAGGAGCUCACCUGAACCCAGCCUUCUCCCUAGCCAUGUGCCUCCUGGGACGCUUCCCCUGGUCCAUGCUCCCCAUCUACUGCUUCGUGCAGCUGCUGUCUGCCUUCUGUGCCUCUGGAGCCACCUAUGUUCUCUACUAUGAUGCUCUGCAGAACUAUACAGGGGGGAACCUGACAGUGACUGGCCCCAAGGAGACUGCCUCCAUCUUUGCCACCUAUCCUGCCCCUUAUUUGUCCCUGAACAAUGGCUUCCUGGAUCAGGUUUUGGGCACUGGGAUCCUGAUUGUGGGGCUCUUGGCCAUCAUGGACGGACGCAACAAAGGAGUACCUGUGGGUCUGGAGCCCGUGGUGGUGGGGCUGCUGAUCCUAGUCAUUGGACUAUCCAUGGGUGUCAACUGUGGGUUCCCACUCAACCCUGCCAGAGAUCUGGGUCCACGGCUCUUCACCUACGUGGCUGGCUGGGGCCCUGAAGUCUUCAGUGCUGGCAAUGGCUGGUGGUGGGUGCCUGUGGUGGCCCCUUUGGUGGGGGCUACCCUUGGCACAGCCACAUACCAGCUGCUGGUGGCUCUGCACCACCCUGAAGACUCAGAGCAAGGUCAGAAAAAAGCCUCAGACUUGGAAACUCCUGCCUCGGUUCAGAUGCCCAGCCUCAGGGCCUCUAGGAACGCAGUUGCUAAAAGUAGCCACGAGGGGGUGUCCACCCUGGACGCUGGCUUGGGAGGGCAGCGGGAGUCUGCGGGGUGGAGGGCCGACGGGGGAACUUUCCUCUAG